AUGGCUGAGAAGGACAUCAUUUGCACUGUCUCUUCGGGGUACAAAGCGGUGUUUUUGAAGAUUAACUCCUCAACCACCAUCCUGGAUCUUAAAUUUGAUGUGGCAGAGAGGUUAGGUAUUCCAUAUGAGUCAUUAAUUCUGUCAUACGAAGAUGAAACAGCUGGAAGCUUGAAAUUACCUAUUGAGAACAAGGGGGACAUGAUGUCUAUGGUGGAGCAUUGCCACAAUCUUGGACUGAAAGAGGUUCACAUGAAAGCUUUUAAAGAAGCUGAUGAUUUGCAGAAUAUACACUGCAAUGAGCGAGUCCAACCUUGCAAAGAGCAAGUCCCACAAGACAUCGCUUCCAGAAGUCUAAACUCGAAAAGUAUAGACUGUGGCCCGCCGGAGUUGUCGUCCACAACUGUUGCAGAUAAGAAUCCCAAUGACAUUCCUUCAAGAGAUAAUGUUAUGAUGAUUGAUGACAUGAUUAGCAGAUCUGAGAGGAUUCCUGCUUGGUGGCACACUGCGUUAACUGGGGAGGGGCAACGUUUUGAAAGUGUGAAGGAGUUAAGAUUGGCCUUGCUAUACUACUCCAUGGCCAAAAAAUUCGAAUAUGAGUUUGUGAAGAAUGAACCAAAGCGUCAAUCUAGAGCCUCUCGUCAUUUCAUUGCUACCCAAUUACAACCCACGUUGAAGGUACGUCCGGAUAUACGACCUAUUGACGUUCAGAAGGAGUUUCUAAGUUCAUAUGGGAUUAGGGUUGAAUAUAGUAAGAUUUGGUGGGGUAAAGAAAGAGCUCAAGAGCGAUUAUAUGGUGAUGCUUAUGAGUCCUACGAUCAAUUGAGAUGGUAUGUAGACGAGGUUAAGAAGACAAAUCCGGGAAGCUACAUUCAUGUUGAACAAGACGAGGGUAGACCACUUAUAUUUUUGGAUGGAACCUUUCUGAAAGAUCGAUUCAAAGGUAUACUAUUAAGCACCGUAGCAUAUGAUGGCAAUCAGGGGAUAUUUCCAUUGGCCUAUUGUAUCUGCGAUCAAGAAAAUAAUGUUAACUGGAAGUGGUUCCUACAAGGUCUGUGGUCCAUUCUCUAUGAAAGGGCAGAUCCAUACAACCCUCCACAUAAGCUAGUGAUAAUUUCAGAUGCGGAUAAAGGGAUCAGAGAAGCAGUUAGAGAAUUUUUUCCCGAUUCUAUACACUCUCGCUGUGUGCUGCAUCUGGUCGAGAACUUCAGAACAAAGUUGAAGGAUUUGGGAUUCAAGUCAAAGGAUUCUCAGAUCUUGGGUAAUCUACUGCAAUCUGCCUGUUACAAAUAUACUAGAGCAGAAUGGAAUGAUUAUAUGGACGACAUCAGACUAAUUGACGAGCGUGCAUACAAUAUUGUGAUGAACUAUGCUCCAGAAAACUGGGCCAAUGCGUUUUUUCCUGGAGUUAGAUAUGGUCACGUUACAUCAAAUGUUGCAGAGUCAUUCAACAAAUGGAUUCAUGAGGCAAGGCUUCUACGGAUACUCCAACUGAUAGAGCAUAUUCGUAAACAGAUCAUGGUGCGCAUGAAUGAGCGACGAGUCAUGGCUGAAAGUUGGAAUCAAGUUCUUUGCCCCAAAGCUGAAAUUGCCCUCAAGGAGAACAUGGACAAUGGACGCCCGUUGGAGGUUCGUCAGUCCCACACAGGCUUAUUUGAAGUACAAUCCCAUAGAUCUUGUCAAGUGGAUCUAGACAAUAAAACAUGCACUUGCCGUGGGUGGGAUGUAACCCGUGUCCCUUGCAAACAUGCAUGCGCAAGCAUUAUGUUUAUGAAAAGGGAUGUCUACCAAUUCUAUGACUGGUUUAUGACGGCUGACGCCUUUAAAAGGAGCUACGAGCCUAUCAUCUACCCUAUACCUGACUACGAGAAACGCAGCGUGCCAAGGGAUGAGAUACAGAUCCUACCUCCAAUUACAACAAAAAGGAAAGGGAGAAAUAAGACCAGGCGAAUCAACAACAGAACUGUUUACACCCGGCCAGUUAAAUGUUCUCGGUGUCAUCUGGAAGGGCAUAAUCGUAAAACCUGUAAUGAAACCAUCGCUGACUAA
Asparagus officinalis (garden asparagus) is the source of this 2046-nucleotide messenger RNA. RefSeq lists its product as uncharacterized. The record is from RefSeq and is a predicted model, not a curated record. Gene Ontology annotation, molecular function: zinc ion binding. The coding region runs from base 1 to 2046 and encodes 681 amino acids. The transcript has 7 exons. Lineage: Eukaryota; Viridiplantae; Streptophyta; Magnoliopsida; Asparagales; Asparagaceae.